Messenger RNA from Cannabis sativa, 357 nucleotides. RefSeq lists its product as uncharacterized. The transcript has a single exon. Bases 1 to 357 code for a protein of 118 amino acids. NCBI's taxonomy places the organism in Eukaryota, Viridiplantae, Streptophyta, Magnoliopsida, Rosales, Cannabaceae. The record is from RefSeq and is a predicted model, not a curated record.
AUGGCAAAGUUGUUUGUAACCCUAACGGUGAUUUCUUCAUUAUUUGUAAUUGUUCAAAUGGGAACAACUACGGCUAGAACUUUGCCUACUACUACUGAUCAUGAUCAAGUAGUAGUGGCAGAUAAUCAGGCUAGCGCGGCCGGUUUUAAUGACCAAAAAACCUUUGGUAUUUUUGCUGGCUCCACCGGGAAUGGCGACGGCAGCAUUCCGGCCAGCGGUGGUCUACCCGGUGUGUUUGGCGGUUCAAUUGGAGGCCUGCCUAGCUUUGGUGGGGACAGUGGUACUUUUGGGACAUUCCCGGGUUUCGGUAAUACUGGAUCCAAUGGUGAUUUCUUCGGAUCUUUUCCUCAACCUUGA